This is a messenger RNA of Arachis duranensis, 2338 nucleotides long. RefSeq lists its product as uncharacterized. The record is from RefSeq and is a predicted model, not a curated record. The transcript has a single exon. NCBI's taxonomy places the organism in Eukaryota, Viridiplantae, Streptophyta, Magnoliopsida, Fabales, Fabaceae. The coding region runs from base 137 to 2056 and encodes 639 amino acids.
GAGAGGCAAGGAGAGAGAAGAACACAUUAACACAGAGAGAGAAAGAAGAAAGAUAGACCACCUCACUUUCCUCUUUCACCAUUUUCCUCCUUCUUCCUCCUCCUUCUUCUUCUUCUCCUGUCUUUCUCUCUCUACCAUGAAUUCAAGCAAAACAGAGGAAGAAGACCUCUUCCUCCCGGACCACCACCAGAUCCCACCUUCCACCACCACCACCACCGCCACCACCUACCCCUCCACCUUCUCCCUCCUUUUCCCUCCAUCCCCAUCCCCUUCCCACUCCCCUCCAUCUCACUCCAGCUCAGACCACUCUCCCCCGCACUCCCCUCGGCCCCAAGCCCAAGCCCAAGACCAAGACCAAGACCACCACUCCAAAACCCUAUCUUCCUCCUCCUUCUUCAUCUCCCCUGAACCCCACAUCUCGUCCCAAUUCUACACCUUCAACCCCGAAUCCCACUCCCUCAUGAUCCGCUCCCUCCUCCACCACCGCCUCCCCUCCGCCGCUGAGAUCGUCGCCGCCACACCUCGCUCUGUCCUCAAAUCCUGGCGCACCGUCUGGAAGGACCGAAACGAAGAAACCGCCUACCUCACAGCAUGGAAGCGAAUCCAAGACAAGCUCCAAACUCAUCUCGACCCUAACGGUAACCCUUUUCUGUGCUUCAAGAACAACACCAACCAGUUUGUUUCUCACAUUAAUCAGUGGCAAGACAUAGUUAUGUCCUCACAUGGCGACACCGAUCUCAGGCACUUUAGUUUGAAAGAGACCAUUGAGAGGAUCAAGCAAAUGUGGACCGUUGGAGCUAAAUUCUAUGGAAUUCCCGAGAGUUACAUUAGGGUUUGUGUUGCAGCUUGUCCGGUGUGCUCGUCGGGGGAAGGUGGUGGUGGCGGUGGUGGUGGAGCUGGCUCCAGGAGCAAGAGGAGAAGGUUUGAGUAUACUGAGAGCUUCGACGUGCCGGCAAAAGAGGUGCCUAGUAGGUUGCAGCAAUUGGCGACGAAGCACAAGGUUGUGUUGUGUAUUAGGCAGAAGUAUAUUAGGUAUAAGCCGUUUAUGGCGGAGGUGAAGGAUUAUGCGUGCCAUAGGGCUGGUGAGCCGGCAGCGAAGAAGUCCAAAGUUUUGAAGAGGGAGCCUUAUGCUUCUAAGAGGUGUGGGUGUGGGUUUAGGAUUAGGGCAAUAGUUCCAAUCACGAAUUACAAUGAGAAGGACAAGAGUUUUGUGUAUCAAGAGGAAGGGAUGGCGGUUUUUAAGCUCUAUGCCGUGCAUUCAGGGCACGAGCCGGGGCCUUUGGAUGGGAAUGCUAGGAUUAUGCAUAGGGUUGUUGGGCAUAAAGGAGGGUAUUUGAUGGAUCAGGAGAAUGUGUAUGGGGUUAGUGAGGACAUGGAGAGUGAAGGGUUUGGUUUGAUUAGGGGAAAUGAUGAUGGGGAUUUGCAGUUUUCGGUGUUGCAGCAGGUGCAGGAGUUGAGGACUGAGGUUGCAAUGCUGGAAGGGAAGGUUUCGAAGAUACCAGGCGAGUUGCUGGGAUCGGUUUCAAGGGAGUUGUUUGAUAUUGUGAAUAAGAUUAGGAGUAUAGGGGAAAUUGAGGGGUUGAAGCCUAUUGGGUUGAUUUCUGAUAAGUCGCACGAGGAUGAUGUCUUGGUUGGGGAUAAUGAUCUCACAAAUUGGAGUAAUCACCAUGAUAGGAUCUAUGGGGAUGGCAAGGAUACUGAGCUGAUUGAGGAUGAUGAAGAUAGUUUCGGCCGCACUUUGGGGGAAGUUGUUUCUUGGGACCAUAUGAGAGCAGAUUGUAGGAGUCAGAAAGAUCUUAUAAGCGAUAGUUGCAAGCCUGAGAAGUGGUUGAAGUGCAGUGAUUUUGAUGAGAAAGGCAUCCUUGAUUGUGAGGAUACUAAACUAACCAAGCCCAUGAGGCAUGACGAAUCCAUAGUUUCGGAUGUAGGCGGCCUUAGCUGUAUACAGGUCGAUAGUUUCUAUCAAGACAAUACUAAGUGGUAUGAUUCUCCUUGUGGCUUGGAUACUGGUGCUGAUUGUGGAGAUAGUGGAUUCUGUCAUGAAGAGAUUUUAUAGCUUUCCAUGUACAUCAGAGUUAAUCCACACUAACUUAGGGAUCACCGAUCAGAUUCCACUGAGGCUAUUUAACCCCCUUUCCAGCGAAACAGAAGUGGGAUUGUAUAUUUAUGUAUACAGAAGAUUGGAGCCGCUCACAUGCUUUUAGGUGUAUUUAUUAGUGUGGUUCUGUAAAGUAUGACCGGUUUAUGCUUCUUUUUGCACAUAACUUCAUUAUGAGUAUGACUAUAUCUGGUAACCUUGUUUUUGGCCUUCAGUUUUAUAAUGUUGGUCCUUAUAUCA